AUGUUGCCUCACACGCUGCUUUCCCGAUUUGACUUGAUCUUCCUCAUCCUGGAUCCCCAGGACGAGGUUUAUGAUGCUCGAUUGGCUCGCCAUCUCGUUGGGCUAUAUUAUCGCGGAACUCGGCCAAAGAAUCUAGAUUCAGAGACCAGUUCUGGCAGCACGAAUAUGGGUAUUGGUACUCGAAUGGACCGAUCUACAGGUGCGGCUUAUCUUGCUGAUGAUGAUGAAGACGCUUUGGGAGGAGAAGGAGUCAGUGCUAAACUUCUACGAGACUAUAUCACUUACGCAAAGGUUUGCAAGGGCUCAUUAUACUUUAUUAUAAAUACUGUUAAUGGCAGAGACGACCCUGCAAGCUAUAAUUAUAGCGAUUGGAUGAUUGGAACAUCUUAUUUUCUUGUUAUUCCUAUCCUGGCUUUUCAUAUUACGUCAGGCGAUCAGCACGUUAUUUGA
Molecule: messenger RNA, 450 nt
Organism: Protopolystoma xenopodis
Lineage: Eukaryota; Metazoa; Platyhelminthes; Monogenea; Polystomatidea; Polystomatidae
Source: the annotation of a GenBank genome assembly